AGAGAUCCAACCGUGAACGUCGCUUUACCCAACGUACAAGCGCCGAACCCCGCCGCAUGAUCUACCUUGGAGACUGUCAGCGCCUGAACAAUGCUCGUGCGCGCAGCAGGUGCCGGCACCGGCACCGGCACCGGCGCCCCCCCCCCCCCCCCCCCCCCCCCCCCCCCCCCCCCCCCCCCGCGGCCAGAGCGGUGGAAGCGUGCCUCUGAGGCGUACGAUCAUGAAGAUGUAGGAAGAAAGCGUGGGGAACUAAAACGAGCCACAAUGGCGGCGAAAGCGGGCUUCCUUGAGGCUAUUCGACCGCCGGCAGGGGCAAGAAAUGCACCGAAUUCAAUAUCGAGGUUGCAAAUUGCGCGACCAUCCCGACGUAGCGCCCUAUGCCGAACGGGCUCUCUCACUGGGACGCGCGAGAGGUCCACAAUCUUUUGUUCUCGCACACUCUUCCAACAAUUUCGAAGUGAGUCUGCACGCCAGCGAAAGCUAUGCUGUGCGAGAUCGAACAAGUUCGCGAGGGCGAGCGAUCUUCUUUGCCAGUGAUUCAUGGCUUCAAGACUAGACACUACGAGUGGACGUGCUGAUGAAUGACUGCAUAGACGGAAGUACCUUUUUCAAGCAUCAACCCACUUCCGAGUGGGACUGCGUGAUAGCUGAACAAUGUCGAAUACGAACCCUCUCUGGUCGAGUGCUGUAAAGGCUAUGAAUGGGACAUGCUUUACGAGCGACUAGACCGGCGCACCGUCACCAAAUUUCCAGCAAAAAAAACCUACGGCAUCUAGGAUUUUUGCGUGGUCCCCCACCGCAAUACUGACUAGACCAUACAGGGUUAGGCUCGCUUCGCUUGCGGCCUGGCCAGGCGCAC
Molecule: messenger RNA, 859 nt
Organism: Ceraceosorus guamensis
Lineage: Eukaryota; Fungi; Basidiomycota; Exobasidiomycetes; Ceraceosorales; Ceraceosoraceae
Exons: 1
Coding region: 91-537 (148 amino acids)
Source: RefSeq, a predicted model, not a curated record